Messenger RNA from Triplophysa dalaica, 1968 nucleotides. Its product is annotated as glycosyltransferase family 92 protein F13G3.3-like. The record is from RefSeq and is a predicted model, not a curated record. The transcript has 2 exons. Lineage: Eukaryota; Metazoa; Chordata; Actinopteri; Cypriniformes; Nemacheilidae. The coding region runs from base 40 to 1347 and encodes 435 amino acids.
GCUGUCAUCUGUUCUUCUGAAGAAGGUAAAAAAAGGCAAAUGGAUCACAACAAAUGGAAGAGAUCUUUAGGAAUAUGCAUUAUCAUUUUAUAUAUGGUAGUCGUUUUGAUGUGGGCAUGCAGAAACUGGCAUCCUGAUUACACAAGUAUGCCAUUGUUUAAUAAACAGAAAAUCUCGGAGGCUUUACAUUCAAUUACACCCAUCAAAGACUCGCAUCACUUCAUGGUGUCUGCAUUUAUUGACCACAGAUUGGAUGGGACCAUUCGAGUCAUCAGUAUAAUUGACAGACACAAUCUUCAGCCACUUUACUGUGUUUACUGCACUUUUGAACAUGACUGUAAAACAGCUGAGACUGACGUCAGGAUACAUAGUGACCAUUUUGGCUUCCCGUUUCAUGUCUCAGAUGUGAUUUGUAAAGGUAAACACUUGCAAAAUGCAACACGCGUCCUCAUCUCAACUAAAACUUCCCUGGACAAUGAAAACCACCAGUAUCUGCCAAUACAAAAUCGUGUAGUGAGUGAGACUUUCAUGUUUAACUUCACAGUUUGCAUCUCCAACCUUUUUGGUGACUACAACAAUGUUCUGCAAUAUGCACAAACUAUAGAAAUGUACAAGCUUCUGGGGGUUCAACGAGUGGUCAUCUAUAACACUAGUUGUGGACCAGACCUGGAAAACCUCUUAAAGCAUUAUGAAAGAGAGGGAAUAGUGGAGAUUGUUCCAUGGCCAAUCGACAAGUUUCUUAACCCGUCCCCAGGUUGGAACUUUAAGGAACACAAGGGUGACAUUCAUUAUUAUGGACAGUUGACAACACUCAAUGAGUGCAUUUACAGGCACAUGUAUCAAUCGAAGUAUGUUCUCCUGAAUGAUAUCGAUGAGAUUAUCGUACCUUACAAAUAUGCCAAUUUACCAUCGCUUAUGAAGAACCUUCAAGCUGAGCAUCCCAACGUGGGUGUGUUCCUCAUUGAGAACCACAUAUUCCCCAAAACACAGUUUGAGGUCAGUGGUCGCUUCAAGCGACCAGAAUGGCGUAAUAUUUCUGGGAUUAAUAUCAUGGAGCACAUUUAUAGAGAACCUGACCGAAAGAAUGUUUUCAAUCCUACAAAGAUGAUUGUUAACCCAAGGAUGGUGGAACAAACAUCGGUACAUUCCUCCUUGAAAAACUUUGGAGAGACAUACCACGUUCCAUUUGAUGUCUGUAGGAUUGUACACGUUCGAGUCCCACUGCAGGGGCAUCUGACCAAAGAACAGCUGGCUGUGGACAAAAAAGUGUGGGACUUUGAGCAAGAAUUGGUGCCAAAUGUUGACAAGGCAUUGGAGGGUUCUGGUUUGUUAAGACCUUACAGCUGACAUCAUCGAAUUGAAAUGUAAAAGCAUUCUUGUUUUUUUGUUGUUAAAUUGUAUUAUGAAAAGAUAUUUUGUCAUGUUUUGGAUGCUGAUUCUCAUGAUAGGGUGUUGGUUUGACAGUUUCAUAGACUAGAGGACAUCUUAAAGUCCCCCUUUGUUGAAAAUCCAGUUUGUAAUGUUGUUUAUAUGACUGUGUGGCGUUUUUAAUCUGGUUUAAGAUAAACCAUGUACUAAUUCAUAAUUUUUAACCAUGGCUGAGUAUUUUUUCCAUAAAACUGCAGUUUACCAAAGACAGUUUAAAAAUCCUGUUGAAACUUCCUUUUGAACUCUGUUUUUAUUGAUUUCUUGCAGCGGUCUACACUAUUAAAAAUAAAGGUGCCUCACAAUGCCAUAGGAUAACCUUUUUGUUUAUAUUGUUCCUUAAAGAACCUUUAACAUCCAAGGAACUUUUCUGUUUCACAAAAGGUUCUAUGUGUCAAAAUGGAUCUUCAGAUUAUAAAAAGGUAAGAAAGAAAUGGUUCUUAAAAGAACCUUUGACUGAAUGAGUCUUUGUGGAUCCAGAACUGUUUAUAUAGGGACUUUCAGCCUGCAGGAAAGAUUUCAUAGUUCCAGGACGAUUUGCUA